AUGCAUCUCGCAUCGUUUCUAAUCCCCUACCUCGUGGCUGGCGUCAUGGCCGCGCUUCCAACGCAGCAGGAGCCCUCCAAGGCCCCUCAGGGGCUUCCGCAAUACAACGACUUGACGAUAAAGAGGCCUAGGACCCCCGUUAUCAGCGCAGACCUGCAGGGCGAGAUGGGCAAAAUCACCCUCCCGACCGUCUCGAGGCAGCCCAUGCCCCGGUCGACAACAAGGAGAAAGGCUUGCGCGGCGCGCGCGAGGCCGGGCUCGCCCGCCACACGGCACGUAGCCAGGGCCUUGACAGUUUCGUCACCCAAGUCCGGCGGUGGUUCCUCUGGUGACGGCGGUGACAGCGACAGCGACGAUCAGCCCAACCCCAAGUUGCCUGGCGGACAGUUCCACAAACCUAGCCGCAAGGCAAAGUCCUUUGCCGCGUAG
Messenger RNA from Pyricularia pennisetigena, 429 nucleotides. RefSeq lists its product as uncharacterized. Bases 1 to 429 code for a protein of 142 amino acids. The transcript has a single exon. The record is from RefSeq and is a predicted model, not a curated record. NCBI's taxonomy places the organism in Eukaryota, Fungi, Ascomycota, Sordariomycetes, Magnaporthales, Pyriculariaceae.